AUGCACGCCUCCAAGGCGAAGCAUCAGAACUUCCAGGCUAGGAAAUAUGAGAGACCUGGUCUGAAGCAGGAUGAGAUUGAGGAAAUCAAAGAGGCCUUCGAUCUCUUUGACACUGAUCAGUCGGGCGAGAUUGAUCUCAAGGAGCUUAAGGCGGCCAUGCAGUCACUGGGCUACGAGAGCAAGAACGACACGAUCUUCACCAUGCUUGCUGAACUUGACAAGGAUGGGAAUGCUUCGCUAGAUUUCGAGGAAUUCCUGGAUUUGAUGUCUGGCAAGGAGGGGAAGGAAGAGAAGGAUACCAAGGAGGAAAUCGACAAGAUCUUCAGACUGUUUGAUGUUGAAGGCAAAGGCCACAUAGAUGUGAAGGAUGUCCAGAAGGUCUGCAAAGAGCUAGGCGAGCGGUUGACCAACGAGGAGAUUACAGAGAUCGUGCGAAGGGCCUGCCAAGAUGAGUCCAAGGGCGAAAUCACGGCCGAGGACUUUUAUGUGGUCAUGACCAAGAAGAUUGUGGCCGCUGAAACUAUGCGGACACUGGGAACCGACGAGUGUGCUCGGCCCGCAGCUUUCGGCGGCAUCUCGGCCUUGGUGCUGCUUGUGGUGCUGCAGUCCAGCCGAGAGGCAGACUUCCUGCAGCGGCUGGACCCAGUGGCCUCGGUCGAGGCACCAAGUCCUGGACCAAGCGCGGCUUCCAAGCUGCUGCCCGGUUCACAAGUAGACACUCCGGCUUCCUUUCCUUUUGCUUCAGCUCCGGCUGCGCCUUCAGCUCCACAAGCUCCCAGACCGAGUCCAGCUCCGCCUUUGAUCAGUUCACCUCCAAAGAUCGAGGUGGCAGAGACCUCUUCCGGACGAACCGACGAAGAACGCCGCGUCCUGGAAGUGGCUCGGAGGCGUGCGGGCGUGUACGCAGAUAAGGGGGCGCACCCCGAGUUUGCCAAUGUGUUACUGCUGACCGCAGCGAACUAUGCAUACUUCACGAUCUACCAAAACUGGCGCUGCAAUGCGGAAAGGCACGGCUUGGAUUGGGCAGUGGUUGCCAAUGACCAGGAAGCGUUCGACAAUCUUGGAGCUGACCGUGCCCUGCUGGCCAUCGGCGAGAAGGUCAGCGGCAUGAACGGCUGGGGCAGUGCCAAGCUGGACAGUGUGGGCCGGAACAAGAUGUUCAUGGUUCUCACCAUCAUGAGGCUUUCAGGCCUGGGCGUUGUAUUCACCGACGCGGACAACAUGUUCCGUGGUGAUCCGUUUGCGAAAGGUGUGCAUUUGGGAGAUCUGAUUCGUGCUGAGAAGUAUGACUACGUCUACCAGGAGGAGCUUGCUAAGGCACCGGAGAAAGGCCAUGUUGUGCCCGGCGACGGGGGCAACACUGGCUUCUUCUAUGCCACACCGCGGAGGAAGGCAAAGGUUUUGUCUCUUUUCGAAGAUGUCGUCGCAGAGGUGGACCGCCAACGAGAAGAGGCUUUCAAGAGAAGUGGCGAACGCCUUGGAGCAGACCAACCGAUUUUUUGGCAGGUCAUCCAAAAGCUGCGAAGCACAGGCGGAAAAUCUGGUCCGGGAGGGUUCAGAUGUGUUCGUCUCUGUAAGCACAAUCCCACCUGUGUCGCUGAGUUCGAAGACACUCUGGAUUACUGCUCCAUGGAUCCCUUUAUCCAUCCAACUGGGUGGGACGAGCCUCCACAGACUUUGGUCACUUACCAUGCCAACUAUGCUGCCAACGAAGCCAAAAUUGCAAAGCUGCAAACUGCUGGAGUCUGGGGUGCACUCAAGGACUCGAGAAAUGACUUGAUGCAUGUUGGUGACAACGAAGAACGCCGCGUCCUGGAAGUGGCUCGGAGGCGUGCGGGCGUGUACGCAGAUAAGGGGGCGCACCCCGAGUUUGCCAAUCUGUUACUGCUCACCGCAGCGAACUAUGCAUACUUCACGAUCUACCAAAACUGGCGCUGCAAUGCGGAAAGGCACGGCUUGGAUUGGGCAGUGGUUGCCAAUGACCAGGAAGCGUUCGACAAUCUUGGAGCUGACCGUGCCUUGCUGGCUAUCGGCGAGAAGGUCAGCGGCAUGAACGGCUGGGGCAGUGCCAAGCUGGACAGUGUGGGCCGGAACAAGAUGUUCAUGGUUCUCACCAUCAUGAGGCUUUCAGGCCUGGGCGUUGUAUUCACCGACGCGGACAACAUGUUCCGUGGUGAUCCGUUUGCGAAAGGUGUGCAUUUGGGAGAUCUGAUUCGUGCUGAGAAGUAUGACUACGUCUACCAGGAGGAGCUUGCUAAGGCACCGGAGAAAGGCCAUGUUGUGCCCGGCGACGGGGGCAACACUGGCUUCUUCUAUGCCACACCGCGCCUCAACAAGAAGAUAGUAGACCUGUUUGGUGCUGUCGUGACCGAGGUGGAUCGCCAACGAGAGGAGUCAUUUCGCAAGCAUGGAGAGCGCAUUGGAGCGGACCAGCCCAUCUUUUGGCAAGUGGUUCAAGUUCUCCGUUCAACGGGUGGCAAAACUGGGCCAGGCGGUUUUCGAUGCGUCAAGCUCUGCAAUCAAAGCCCAACCUGCCAAGCAUCAGACGAAGAUACAUUGCAGUAUUGCUCUAUGGACGCCUUCAUGCACCCGACAGGGUGGGAAGAACCUCCGCCAGAGCGUGUAACCUACCAUGCAAAUUAUGCUGCGAACAACGACAAGAUUGCUAAGCUGCAGAAGGCUGGCGUGUGGAAUGCGUGGUCAGAAGAAGCUGGACGUUGCAAACAAACUGUAGCAGUGAUGUUGCCUGCUCAAGCAGCAACUUCUUCGCCGAACAUGUCGCCAGCGCUCGACUGCCUGCGGCGCUCCACGGGCUCUCUGCAAGAACUGCGAUAUCCCAAUGAUGCAGAGCUCCACUUCCAAGAGAUUCGGCAGGCACUGAGCCCUUGGUUUGACUACGCAGCGAAGAAGUUCAUGGCAGACAUGAAAAAUCCAUAUCACUGUGGUGAAGGCUACUGUGGCCCGUGGAUUGAAAACAGGUGGAUUUCACGCUUCCUGGAAGGCUGGGACCGGCGGCAGCCUGGUGUGCAGCUUUCUGACAUGUUCGGGCCAUACAUCCCAGUUUUCAUGACCUAUGUGGACCUGUGGGUUGCCAAUGUCUUUGAGUACGAGGCGAUGAUCGCAAAGCUGAAGGAGACGGUGAGGCCUACUGUAGCUUAUAUCACUGUCGUCCAGCACGACACUGGCAUGGUCUCCAGCCGAGACAAGCUUGUCAAGCUGAUGCAGGAAAUACCGAACGUCCUGGUGUUGAGUGCAGGCGGCUAUGGCCACGUUCCGAUUCCGCUCUUCAAGCAGCCCGAGGACUUGCUGAGCAAGCGUUUCUUCAAGAAUAUGGCCGACAGAGAUCUGCUGACAUCAUACAUGGGUUCGGAUCACAAUGCGCCCAAGGACAUGCGGAAAAAGAUGAUCAAACUGGUGAACAAAGAAGCGGAACGGAUGGGCGUACAGGUGAAAACCGGUUUCGGCAGCGCCGAUGAAUGGCACCAAGUGGCGGGAAAUUCAAAGGUGAGCCUCUGUCCGCGUGGCUACGGACGAACCGCGUUUCACCUUUUUGAAAUACUGCAGCUUGGCCUCAUUCCCGUGCAUGUCUACCUGGACAUUCCCUGGAUACCCUACGCAGAUCUCUUUGCCAACAUCGGCUUCUCAAGCGAUGUCAAAGGGCUCCCUACAGUCAUGAAGACGGUGCAGAGCAUGGACAACGAUGCACUGGCUAGCAUGGAGGUGGCCUUGGGCCGUGUCUUCCUUGCUGUGGCCAUGGCCGGCGCCCUCUUCGGCCUCCUGUGCAGCCUUGGCUACCAGCCACUGUCUGCUCCGGAAGCUGAUUCACCUUAUGGCCUGUUCGAUGACAUCAGGUUUUUGUCCAGCUUUGGUUUGGGCGUGGGGAUCUGCUGCUGGGCGGACAGCGGGAAGGCUCUAUCGCCACAGCAGUAUGUUGUCUCACUGAUCGGCUUCAUGCUGUGA
Symbiodinium pilosum is the source of this 3960-nucleotide messenger RNA. The record is from the annotation of a GenBank genome assembly. Lineage: Eukaryota; Dinophyceae; Suessiales; Symbiodiniaceae.